AUGGUGGGUAACACCAUCUUGUCUUUGUGCCACAAAGACACAACCUUUAACCAUUUGAGGCAAAUUCACUCACUCCUCAUUACCCUUGGGCCUUCAGAAAACGCUUGCUUGUUUCCCAAGCUUCUGAAUUGCAUUGCACCCACCUCUAAGCCUAGCCAUUUAAGCUAUGCUUCCUUCCUCAUUGACCAUGUACAAGCACCACCCACCACUCAACUAUGGAACUCCUUCAUCAGUGCAUUUUCCAAGACCUCAGAGCCUCACAGGUCCCUUGUUUCGUAUUCUACAAUGCGCCGAAAUGGGGUUGUUCCAAACCAGCACACAUUCCCAUUGCUGCUCAAGGCGUUUCCCAAGCUGAAACAUACAGACCCGUUUCAGUAUUAUGGUCAGACAAUCAAGUUUGGAUGGAAUAUGGAGCAGUUUGUUGUGAAUACGUUUAUAUCUGUGUUGUUUGGCUGUGGGUACUUGGAGGCUGCACACCAGGUGUUUGUUGAAAGUACUGUGAAGGAUGUGGUUGCUUGGACGGUGUUGGCUGAUGGGUUUCUCAAAUAUGGUCGUGGUUUGGAAGCAAUGAGGUGUUUUGUGGAGAUGAGAUUGGAGGGGAUUAGGUUCGAUGAGAGGACUGUUGUCAGUGCUCUUUGUGCUGCUGGAAUGGUGGGUGAUGAACGGUUUGGGCGGUGGGUUCAUGAGUUUUAUGUGGAAACAGGCAGGGUGAAAUGGGAUGACUAUGUUGGUAGUGCUCUUGUUGAUAUGUACAUGAAGUGUGGCUGUCAUGACGACACUCAGAAAGUGUUUGAUGCCAUGCCGAGUAGAAAUGUGGUGUCUUGGAGUGCGUUGCUAGCUGGUUAUGUGCAGUGUGAGAAAUUUAGAGAUGCAUUGCUUGUCUUGAAAUGUAUGGUUUUGGAAAAUGUCAAGCCUAACCAAUCUACAUUGUCGAGUGCGCUCACCUGUUGUGCGCACCUAGGGGCAUUGGAUCAAGGAAAGUUGAUCCAUGGCUAUAUGUAUAGGCAUCAAGUACAAGUGAACACGUUUCUUGGAACAGUGUUAGUAGAUAUGUAUGCUAAGUGUGGGUGCAUUGAUAAGGCUCUAUCUGUUUUCAGCAAACUGCUCAGCAAGGAUGUAUUUAUAUGGACUGCUAUGAUUAAUGGGUUGGCAUCACAUGGGGAUGCUUUAGGGGCUUUGAACUUCUUUUCGCUGAUGUUAGAGAGUGGAGUUCAACCGAAUGAAGUAACCUUCAUGGCUGUUCUUAGUGCCUGUGCUCAUAGAGGCCUUGUCGAAGAGGGACGCAAAACGUUUAAAUCAAUGAAGCAAGUUUUCCAUUUGGAGCCAUAUAUAGAUCACUACGGAUGUAUGGUCGAUUUACUUGGCAGGGUCGGGUACUUGGAGGAAGCCAGACAAAUGAUUGAGGAAAUGCCAAUGGUGCCGACAGCUUAUAUAUGGGGAGCUUUCCUUAAUUCCUGUGUGAUUCAUAAGAAUUUUGAGCUAGGUGAACUUGCAGGGAGUCAUUUGAUCAAGCUAGAUUCCAAUCACGGUGGUGGACACUACGUACUUUUGGCGAAUUUGUAUUCAAAAUGGAAGAAAUGGAAAGUAGCUGCUGGCAUUAGGAAGCUCAUGAAAGGGAAAGGUGUUGAAAAAAUACCAGGUUGUAGCUGGAUAGAAGUCAAUGGUGCAAUGUUCGAGUUCGCAGCGUUUGACAAAUCACAUUCUGAAUCAGAUCGUAUAUAUCUGAUGUUGGAAAACAUGCUUUUGCAGUUGAGACUCUCUGGUUAUGUCCCCGACACUAACCUACUAGCAUCUUGACUUUGCUGAGAUCUCAUACAUAAGUAUCAUACACUAAAUCCC
This is a messenger RNA of Argentina anserina (silverweed cinquefoil), 1839 nucleotides long. RefSeq names its product pentatricopeptide repeat-containing protein At1g50270. NCBI's taxonomy places the organism in Eukaryota, Viridiplantae, Streptophyta, Magnoliopsida, Rosales, Rosaceae. Gene Ontology annotation, biological process: RNA modification. The coding region runs from base 1 to 1797 and encodes 598 amino acids. The transcript has a single exon. Gene Ontology annotation, molecular function: RNA binding; protein binding. The record is from RefSeq and is a predicted model, not a curated record. Gene Ontology annotation, cellular component: intracellular membrane-bounded organelle.